This is a messenger RNA of Punctularia strigosozonata HHB-11173 SS5, 4785 nucleotides long. RefSeq names its product patatin-domain-containing protein. Gene Ontology annotation, molecular function: phosphatidylcholine lysophospholipase A1 activity. The coding region runs from base 1 to 4326 and encodes 1441 amino acids. Gene Ontology annotation, biological process: phosphatidylcholine metabolic process. Lineage: Eukaryota; Fungi; Basidiomycota; Agaricomycetes; Corticiales; Punctulariaceae. Gene Ontology annotation, cellular component: endoplasmic reticulum. The record is from RefSeq and is a predicted model, not a curated record. The transcript is spliced from 23 exons.
AUGGAGUCCGCCCAUGAAAAUCCCGGCGGCGUCCACGCCCAUCCUGUUGUUUCGCUCAUUUCGGCAUGCUUUUGGGUCAUCUUAUGGCUGCUGUCGUGGAUCAAGUCCCUGGCUGCCAUCGUGACCAUAACACUCCCUCGAACACUAUACGCGAUCGUGUCCUACUCAAUGACAUUAACGCUCAACUUCUGGUCAUUUGCACUCAUGUUUGUAUGCUUGGCCGUUGCGCUCAAUUACUACGUGCGCUGGCGAUAUCUCGACGUUUAUGUGCAACUGCAAGAACCCCCUCUGGCCAAGGCGACCGCGGAAGAGCUUCACCCAGAUGUCAAUGCCCCGCAGGCGCCUCCUGCUUUCCACAAUUACCUUGACGAAUUUCUGCAAGCCGUUCGGGUGUUUGGCUUCUUGGAGAAACCGGUGUUCCACGAACUCGCAAGACACCUCCAGACGCGCAGAUUGAUUGCGGGAGACAGUAUCGCUCUGGACCAGGACAAGAGCUUCUAUUGCGUAGUGGAUGGUGUCGUUCAGGUCUUCGCUCACACAGGACAAGCCUCCGAAGCUCCGUCUGGUGCAUGGGACGAAGAAGAUAUGAAUGGAUAUCAACUGGUAAACGAGGUUGGGACUGGAGGAACGCUUUCGAGCUUGUUUACGAUCCUGAGUCUGUUCACGGAGGAUGUGAAGAUCAGUUGGCAAGAGGAUGAUUCACAGGAUGCUCUUCAGCUGGUCGGUCCGAUGCAGACGGUUCGUCAACGAUUCACGCGCGCGGACUCGGACGUUUCGCACUUCAAUCUUGAGACGGACGCGCACAAGCGUCGGUUCUCGACCAUGUCAAGUUCUUCGACAAUUCGUGGCCCGGGACUUCCGGAAACCCCGAUGGCGGAAGUUCCAAAAGCGAGGGAGAGUGACAACUUUGCCUCACAGGAUCGUUCCACCCCAUCCACAAUCCGAGGCGACGCACAUUAUGGUAUGGUGGUUCGAGCCACAGAGGAUGCGACGCUAGCGGUCAUUCCUGCAGAGGCAUUUCGCAGGUUGACGAAGAAAUUCCCCAAAGCCACAGCACAUAUCGUGCAGGUGAUCCUCACUCGUUUCUCCAGGGUGACGUUCCACGCUGCGCAUCGAUACCUUGGUCUCACCGCCGAAGUACUAAGGACGGAGAAAGCCAUCAAUGAGCUGGCAUGCCACCCACUUCCUCCAUCAUUCUAUGAAGGCGGAGGCUUGCAAGAGCUUCGACAUCGAUUCGACGUGAAGCUUGACGAAGGGGAUGCAGAACUCGAUACCGAUUACUUCAGUUAUGGACAUGCGUACACCGACUCUCCGGGUACCCUUCCUAUCGAUAUAGGAUCCAGCAAUCUCAAUGGCAUUAGUCGGACGUCAUCUGAGUCGACCAGCAUCCCUAGCCACGAUGUCACAGACCGGCCUUCGAGUUCUACCCCUGCACUGAGGAGGCAUUUAUCUCGAUAUCUUGUCCAGGCCGGGGACUUGCAUAGCACUGGUUCGGGAAAUGCCAAUUAUCGACCUUCCGGUAGGAAUAAUAGGAGCACACCACGUGUACCUCAAAGCCAACUCCCGAGAUCCCACGCAGCGCAUAAGAAGGGCGCGCAAAUGGAAGGAGGAGACGAUGAUUUCGAUCUGCGCGACGAGGUCAUGUCAUGCAUCGCAAAGUCCAUUGGCCUUCUCCAACCACCUUUGAGCGGGGAAGCAUCAGGGCCCACGUCGCCCGCUUUUCCUCCUACCGAAGGAGGAAAGUCCCGAAUGACGCCCUUCCCAUCUUCUUUCGGAUCUUUAUCCCUGCUCGAUAUGGGCGAUGACACAUCAAGCAUUACUGGAGGGACAGCGUCAUCUGUUGUCGGUACCGACGGUAUGAGUGGCCUGGACAAUGAGGUGGAAAUUCUCUUUUUUCCUGCCGGCUCUACUCUGGCACGCGCAGGAGAGAGGAACGCAGGUCUGUUCUACGUCAUUGAUGGCUUUUUGGACAUAUAUCUACCUAGCAAUGAGGCUCGCAAGACGAGAAGCGAAGGCAAAGCCUCAGUGUCAUUCGCGGAUGGGUCGUCGAGCGACCACGCAGCAUCUGGCCAAAAGUUCUCGGAUGGUCGGCGGACCCGGGAUGAUAGGGAUGGCAGUAAACCCUUGUUUACGGUGAAACCGGGAGGGAUAGCGGGGUAUCUGGCCUCCCUUUGCGACAUGCCGUCGUACGUCGACAUCAAGGCUAAGACAGAUUCAUACCUUGGUUUCCUUCCAUCCAACGCUCUCGAAAGGUUACUAGAGAAGCGACCGAUUGUGUUAUUGACACUCGCCAAGCGUUUGAUUUCCUUGCUUUCGCCCCUUGUUCUCCAUAUUGACGCCGCCUUGGACUGGACACAUGUCGAUGCAGGACACGUGCUUUGGAGAACCGGCGAUGACAGCGACAGUUUCUACAUCGUUAUCAAUGGCCGUUUGAGAGCAAUAGCAGAGAGCGAGAGCGGUAAUGUGACGAUUCUUGGAGAAUACGGCCAAGGUGACACAGUCGGAGAAUUGGACGUGAUCACCACCUCACCCCGGCGGAAUACCGUGCACGCCAUUCGCGACACGGAGUUGAUACGAAUGCCCCAAACGUUGUUCAACGCCGUUUCGUCUCGCAAUCCGAAGGCGACUACCCACCUCUUACGAACAAUAGCGUCCCGUGUCAGGGAGGAACUCAACAUAUCUUCCUCUCCGCGUGAACCGACAGAAAGGAGCAGAGCAAACUCGAAUCUGAAGACCGUUGCUAUCCUUCCGGUAUCUCGUAUGGUCCCCGUCGACGCUUUUGCUCGGAAGCUCCAUGCUGCGUUGGAGACUAUGGAUGCGCCUACCGCUUAUCUGAAUCAAGCAUCGAUGAGCAGCCAUCUGGGUCGACAUGCCUUCACUCGCAUGGGCAAGUUGAAGGCAGCUGGCUGGCUGGCUGAUCAAGAACAACGGUAUCGUGUGGUCCUGUAUGUGGCUGACUCUUCGGUGAGCAGCGCGUGGACCCAAACCUGCAUUCGCCAGGCCGACUGCAUUAUGGUAGUCGGUAUGGGAGAGGACCCCGGUAUUGGUGAAUAUGAACGGCUUUUGUUGUCUCUGAAGACGACUGCACGGAAAGAGUUGGUCUUGCUGCAUCCGUAUCGCAGCGUUGCGCCAGGGAGCACUCGAACAUGGUUGAAAAACCGGCCGUGGAUACACCAACACAUACACGUCGAGCUACCCGGUCUCAUUCUACCGCCUACGAAAGCUCCGUCGGCAACUCAAGACGAUCCAUCGGCCGUGACCGCUUUGCGGAACCUGAAAGACCGCGUUCAGAGCGAGUUCAAGAAGUACAGGGGUGGACAUUCCGGUCCUCGACCACAGCGACCGCAACAUAGCAGCGAUUUCGCUCGUCUGGCGCGACGAAUUUGUGGGAAGUCUAUAGGUAUUGUUUUAGGAGGGGGCGGGGCUCGAGGCAUAGCUCAUUUGGGCUUGUUAAAGGCCUUGGAAGAGCACGCAAUACCGGUCGAUCAUGUCGGAGGAACCAGUAUCGGUGCAUUCAUUGGCGGUCUGUAUGCUCGCGAAGGCGAUUUGAUCUCGAGCUCUGGUCGAGCCAAACAGUUCAGCGGAAGAAUGGGUAAUAUCUGGAGAAUGCUUUCAGAUGUUACGUACCCCUUGGUAGCAUAUACUACGGGUCACGAGUUCAAUCGCUCGAUCUACAAAGCGUUCUAUGAUCUCCACAUUGAAGACAUGUGGCUCCCGUUUUUCUGUAACACGUCUAAUAUCAUGACAUCCAGAAUGGAGAUUCAUGAAACUGGGUACGCGUGGCGUUUCAUCCGGGCAUCCAUGACGCUGGUUGGCUUGUUGCCUCCGCUGUGUGACAAUGGGAAUAUGCUUGUGGACGGAGGGUACAUGGAUAAUUUACCGGUCUCCGCUAUGUUCAGCAUGGGCGCGAGCGCUGUCUUCGCGUGCGAUGUCGGAUCCAUUGACGAUAACUCGCCUCGUAACUUCGGCGAUUAUGUGUCUGGGUGGUGGUUGCUCAUCAAUCGAUGGAACCCAUUUUCGGAUGCUCGCACCGUACCUGCGAUAACGGAAAUACAGAGUCGACUCGCAUACGCGUCCGGCGUCCGUACUCUGGAAGAAGCGAAGGUUGCGCGUGGAUGUUUAUACAUGCAGAUGCCUGUGCAUGAAUACGGCACGCUUCAGUUCGGAAAAUUCGAGGAGAUCCAACGGAGAGGAUAUGAUGCCGCAUCCGACUUCCUCACCAAAUGGGGACAAGAGGGACUACUGCCAUCGAUCCUCGCGGAGGGAGCUGACGCGAUGCACAAAACCAAGAAGCAAGGCCGCCGCGAACGCCGCAAUUCCAUAUGAUAUGGAAAGCGACAAGGCCAUCGCGGUCUAAUAAUGACAAUCGACUGCCGUCUCUCGCAUGCCGCGCUGCGUACUGUAGGCAAUGAACCCUUCAAGCAAUGUGCAUUACGACAUGAUUUUCCUAGCGUCAAGUGGACAUUUUCUCUCAGGAUACGACUUCUCGCGCGGCUGAUAUGGCAUGGAAGCCCACAAACUCGGUGACUCGGAAUGUGAAGUCGAAGCGCACCCUAUAUUCUAGGGAAACAACGCUGGCCCGUCAUCAGCUUUUCUCGUUCACUGCUGUAGCAUCCCUUCGCCUAAACGCACGCACGAGAUCUUCCGCUCUCGGCCUGGUUAUCUUAAGUUUCGAGAUGUUGGACCCUAUCACUCGUGGCUCUAGGAAGCUGUCGAGCUAUGUGAAUGUAUAUAUAAGAGUUGUCUCUGACGAAAACACGCCUCCGUGACCUUGUGUGCUAUUGC